This is a messenger RNA of Syngnathoides biaculeatus (alligator pipefish), 3696 nucleotides long. It is a transcript of the gene acer3, whose product is annotated as alkaline ceramidase 3. The record is from RefSeq and is a predicted model, not a curated record. Gene Ontology annotation, biological process: phytosphingosine biosynthetic process; ceramide metabolic process. The transcript is spliced from 11 exons. Gene Ontology annotation, cellular component: endoplasmic reticulum membrane. Lineage: Eukaryota; Metazoa; Chordata; Actinopteri; Syngnathiformes; Syngnathidae. Bases 112 to 915 code for a protein of 267 amino acids.
UUUUCUCGCUCUGUGACAUCGCGGUGGCAGGAGAACGCCUCUGUCUGCUCGCCACACGGCGGAUGGGGGUGCAAAUCCGUUAGCGACCACACAACCUCCUCCGCUCCCGUCAUGGCUCCCUCGUCGGACAGGCAGGGAUACUGGGGACGGCCCACUUCUACGCUCGACUGGUGUGAAGAGAAUUAUGUCGUCUCCUACUACAUCGCGGAAUUCUGGAACACUGUCAGCAACCUGAUUAUGAUUCUUCCUCCCAUUUGUGGGGCCAUCCAGACGUUCCGUGAUGGCCUUGAGCUGUGCUACAUCUGCUCUUUCCUUGGACUUGCAGCUGUUGGCAUUGGUUCCUGGUGCUUCCACAUGACACUGCUCUAUGAGAUGCAGCUACUGGAUGAGUUGCCAAUGAUUUACAGCACGUGUGUCUUUGUCUACUGUCUAUAUGAGUGCUUCAAACAAGGGAACACCAUCAGUUGGUUUCCUGUAGCAUUAUUAGUAAUUUUCAGCAUCACAGUAACUGUGGUCUACUUACAGUGGAAAGAACCAGUGUUUCACCAGGUCAUGUAUGGUGCUUUAGUUGCUUGUCUUGUGAUACGAUCCAUCUUCAUUGUUACAUGGGUUUACCCAUGGUUACGGCGUCUGUGUUACACCUCCUUGGGUGUAUUUAUGUUGGGCUUUCUUCUGUGGAACAUAGACAAUAUCUUCUGUGACUCACUGAGAGCCAGUAGACAAAGAUUGCCAUCUGGUGUCGGAGUGGUAACGCAGUUCCAUGCCUGGUGGCACAUCUUCACAGGCUUGGGCUCCUACCUGCACAUACUUCUCAGUUUGCAAAUCAGAACCACCUACCUCAAGUACAGACCAAAAAUAAAGUUUUUAUGUGGAGUUUGGCCCACUCUGUAUCUUGAGCCUCAAAAGACGAGCUGAAAUUAUGGGACGCCUGAAAGAUGUCGACCAAAUGUAAAGACCAGCCAGUGCCCAAAUCUACUGCUGGGAGCUCUGCCCACCGCUAGGGGGCAGUGUACACCCCUAUGGAGCUACACUAAGGCACACUUCUGCUUUUCUCUGUGGAGAAUUAACUGAGUACAGUUUAGCACUGCGAUCAACAGCCUUUUUUUUUUUUUUUAACACAUAAUAAUUUAUUAGAUCCGCUUUUCCUGCAAUAUUUAUGAUGUGUAAUAUGUUUCAUUGUUAAUUAACUGUACAAUAAAUGUCAAUAAUUUGAUGUUUAAUGGACUGAAAUGGGAAUAGCGGAUAUCUUAUGGAUGUUCAUCGUUCAAUAAGGUUCGGAAAAAAAAAGUGACGAAUGAAUUGCGAAUUUACAUGAGUUUGUUAUGGAUACCUAAAAUUAUUCCAAACCUCAUAUAUAUUUAAAUAACAUUUUUUUAAACUCGCUGAAGAAUGAUCAUGAUACCUUAUUUCUUGUUUCACAUGUACAUGGGAGAGAGUCAGUUAAAGCAGUGUUGUCAUGCCAUUUUAACAAAGACCAAAGUGUUGUUAUGCAGCAUUCUUAACACUAUUUAGCUAUAUCAUCUCAUUUAUUUUUUAACAGAAUUCAAAUUUCUUGAAAACACCAAAAACUGGUGGGUUUUUUUCAAGUUCUUGACAAUUCUAAAGUUUUUUUUCAAUACUAGCUUUUUCACUUAAAAGGGAGCUCGCGCACACAUUGGUUUGUGGUACUUAUAGACUCAUGCAAAAAAAAAAAUAAAAAAAAAUACUGGAAUUAAACUUUGUCCAUCUUUACAGAGAGUAGAGAGCUCACAAAAGCAUACAAGAUGCAUUUCAAAUUCUGUCAAAGGCCCAAUGGAAUAAAUGGAAUAUUUCACAAUGAUUUCACCAUGAUAAAAGGUUUUAUUAGUGAGGUCUUGUGUUAAAAUGAUUCAUGUUACAACCUUUAAAUAGCAUAUAUUUAUGCUUUGGACUUUCUCGAGCUUUCCCUAGGGCAGGGUUUCCCAAACGUUUUCAUCUCCAGACCCAAAUGAGUACCCACAAUCUAAAAGUAUGCAUCAUGAAUUGUCAUAACACUGACAUAAACUGUUCACGGGUGUUAAACUUUUUUUACGUGGACUGGCUUCCCUCAGAGGGCUAAGACCAUAUCAAUGUUUAGUUGUGUCAUCGUAUUAUUACAUUAUUAUUAUUAUCAUUAUUAUUGUUAUUACAUAUAUGCACAAAAAAUAUGGGAUAACUAGUUCCUAAAUCAGAAUUCAAGAAAUUGUUCAACCACUGUGUAAUUUAUUUUAGAACUGGGGUUCGUAACAAAGGCGGCACGGUGGAUCAGCUGGUAAAGCAUUGGCCUCACAGUUCUGAGGACCCGGGUCCGAUCCCGGCCCCGCCUGUGUGGAGUUUGCAUGUUCUCCCCAUGCCUGUGUGGGUUUUCUCCGGGGACUCCCGUUUCCUUCCACAUCCCAAAACCAUACAACAUUAAUUGGACACUCUAAAUUGCCCCUAGGUGUAAUUGUGAGUGUGGCUGUUUGUCUUUAUGUGCCCUGCGAUUGGCUGGCGACCAGUUCAGGGUGUACGCCGUCUCUCGUCCGAAGAUAGCAAGAAUGGGCUCCAGCACUCCCCGCGACCCUUGUUAGGAUAAGUGGCAAAGAAAAUGGACAGAUGGAUAGGUUGGUAACAGCAAAAUGUUUGCAAUACCAUGUAUUUUCAUAUCCGGGCUUGGGUCGCGGGGCUGCAGCUUAGGCAGGAAGUCCAGACUCCCGCAAGCGUGCUGGAGCCCAUUCCAGCUAUCUUCGGGCGAGAGACGGCGUACGCUGUGAACUGGUUGCCAGCCAAUCACAGGAAAUAUAAACAAUCAAUCACACAUACGGGCAUUUCAGUCUUUACCACAUAUGUUUUGGGGAUGUGGGACGAAACUACAGAAAAACCCACGGAGGCAACGAGUGAGUUUUACACAGACGAGGCUGGCAUUUGAACUCUGGUCCUCAGAAUUGUAAAGCAGAUGUACAAACCCGGCGAUCACUCUUCCACUUUUUAGCCUACUUGAUCAAUAAAAUAACUUUAUAAUAAAAUAUUUUUUGACUGACAAUCAUCAACCCAGUAAGACAGACCUGCUCCCCAAAUUUGGCAAACCCUGCCAGAGAGAAUUGAGAAAAAUACCUACUGUAUAGUACAAACAAUAGUUACCUCCUUUUUCCAUGUACCUUAAAUUGAAACUGUGAAGGUUUGUUUUCGAUUUGAAUGUCUGUAUUGUGAACCUGUAAAGGGAAUUGUAAACCGGGCCAUGAAGGUAAUGAGUAAUAAAUACUACAACGCACAGCAUUCAUUGAAGUGAUUGUACAUGUUCGAGGUUUCUGGAGGUGAGUUAAUUGCAUAUGAACAUGCUGUUGCAACCAUUAGAACAAUGUAGGAAAUAUUCAGUUUGUGCCUAUGUUCCAAACUGGGAUGCAUCGACUUGUCGUCACCAUCAAUUCUAGAAAUGGGAAAUGAUUCAGUGAAGUAUAUACGGUUUGUCAAUUAGGUGCCUUAUAACUUGGUUGUGCAGGUGAAGCCACGCGGCCUUUGGUUGUUGACAUCAAAAACAUUUUAAGUGUCCCAAAUUCCUUGGUCAUGGAAAGAAAAAAAAAUAUUUUGAGUUUGUACCUCACUUUAUGUGUUCUACUUCUGAUCACAUGUUAGCCUGUCAAUAGUAACAUGAUGCCUGUGACCAGAAAAGCAUUCUCACUCUUUUGUGCCAGUAUUUGAUGUUGUCCAGUGUUGUCAAAU